Molecule: messenger RNA, 546 nt
Organism: Strongyloides ratti
Lineage: Eukaryota; Metazoa; Nematoda; Chromadorea; Rhabditida; Strongyloididae
Product: Oligoribonuclease, mitochondrial
Exons: 1
Coding region: 1-546 (181 amino acids)
Cellular component (GO): mitochondrion
Molecular function (GO): nucleic acid binding; 3'-5'-RNA exonuclease activity
Source: RefSeq, a predicted model, not a curated record
AUGUCGAUUAAAAAAGAAAAUAACAUUGUCUGGAUUGAUCUUGAACUUACAGGUCUUGAUCUAGAGAAAAAUACAAUUGUAGAAAUUUCUGUCUUUGUCACUGAUUCAGAAUUAAAUAUUUUAGAUGAGGGUGUUUCUUAUGUAAUCAAACAUGAUAAAUUAACAUUAGAUAGUAUGAAUGAAUGGUGUAAGAAAACAUUUCAAGAAAAUGGACUUUUAAAUGAUUUAAGUAAAGCAGAAUUGAAUAUAUCUGAGACAGAAACUUUAGUUCUAAAUUAUUUAAAAAAACAUUGUGUUUUUAAAAAAAAUCCAAUUGCUGGAAAUAGUAUUUAUAUGGAUCGAAUGUUUAUCAUAAAAUAUAUGCCAAAAUUAAGUGAAUUUUUACAUUACAGAAUUAUUGAUGUUAGUUCAAUUAAAGAAUUAAUCCACCGUUGGUAUGGAAAAACAUUUGAAAAGAAAAUUUGUAAUCAUCGUUCACGUUCAGAUAUUCUUGAAUCAAUUGAAGAAUUAAAAUGGUACAGAAAUCACUUCUUUAUUCCUAUUUAA